Osmerus eperlanus (European smelt) is the source of this 1035-nucleotide messenger RNA. Its product is annotated as C-X-C motif chemokine 2-like. Gene Ontology annotation, molecular function: chemokine activity. Lineage: Eukaryota; Metazoa; Chordata; Actinopteri; Osmeriformes; Osmeridae. The record is from RefSeq and is a predicted model, not a curated record. The transcript is spliced from 4 exons. Gene Ontology annotation, biological process: immune response; chemotaxis; defense response. The coding region runs from base 350 to 652 and encodes 100 amino acids. Gene Ontology annotation, cellular component: extracellular region.
UGAAAGGAGAAGACACGCUCCUGCAGGAAAAGGGGAAGGUCUAUAGACUUUGUGUGGCACAGUAAGCACAUAAAUACCAGCAGUCCUCUCCUUCUCUCAUCACUCCAGCUACCCAGACCAGGACAAUCAUCCCUCUCUCAUCACUCCAGCUACCCAGACCAGGACAAUCAUCCCUCUCUCAUCACUCCAGCUACCCAGACCAGGACAAUCAUCCCUCUCUCAUCACUCCAGCUACCCAGACCAGGACAAUCAUCCCUCUCUCAUCACUCCAGCUACCCAGACCAGGACAAUCAUCCCUCUCUCAUCACUCCAGCUACCCAGACCAGGACAGUCAUCCAUCGACAGCACUAUGCAGUCAGUUACACUGGUCAUCCUUGCAUGCAUCCUCGUUGCUCAUGUCGAAGGUAGAGGAAGUAACGUCAUGAAAUGCUUCUGCCAGGAUAAAGGAGUUGACCGCGUGAACCUUAGGCUCGUGGUGAAGCUGGAGUUCCACGCGCCCAGCAGCUACUGUCCUCAGCUGGAGAUGAUAAUCUUCUUGAAAAAAGGAGGGAAAGUCUGCCUGAAUCCCGAGUCUCAGAUGGCCAAGAACUUAGUGCAGGAAGCCAUGAGGAACAGGAGUUCGGUUUUAGGAACUCAGACACCUUCUAUGUGAGCUGGACCUGAGGAGGACAAACUGACGAGGGUGUACUGAUAUUCACUGAUAAUCAAUCCAAAUAUGAACAAAAGUAACUUUGUUUGUCAUAUUGUUAAUCUUAUUCCAUUCAGAGGUGUGUGGCUCUGUAGCUGUCGUCAGUCCUGAGCUGGUGGGCAGCUGGGUCUGUAGGGGCGAUGAGAGUAAUACCACUAGCUGACCCUAGGUGGCGCUGUGACAUAAAUAAAACUUCUCAGCUGCUCAACGUGGCCUAAAAUGCUGACAUGUAAAACCACAACCAUCAUUUUUCUUCCUGUGUGACGAAAUCUUGUGAGGAGUUCAUGGUUUAUGAACCCAGUGUCCAGGCUGCAGUCCUGUCCGUGGACAAUGCUUUGAGUCUGUGG